Messenger RNA from Chanos chanos (milkfish), 970 nucleotides. It is a transcript of the gene pgap2, whose product is annotated as post-GPI attachment to proteins 2. Gene Ontology annotation, biological process: GPI anchor biosynthetic process. Lineage: Eukaryota; Metazoa; Chordata; Actinopteri; Gonorynchiformes; Chanidae. The transcript has 5 exons. Bases 73 to 837 code for a protein of 254 amino acids. The record is from RefSeq and is a predicted model, not a curated record. Gene Ontology annotation, cellular component: Golgi membrane; endoplasmic reticulum membrane.
UAAACUGUAAAUUAAGUGUCUGAUGAGAUCACAAAUACAGAAGCGUUUGGCUGUGAGAACAGUAAGAGCAGGAUGCUACAGGUGCCUUAUGGAGCGCUCGACCGGGACAAGCCACUUAUUCGUGUGCCUUUCACUCACUUCGCUGUUGGAACGGUCUGUUUGCCCCUGAUCGGUCUGCUGACGUGCAUCGGCGUCUCUCUAUUUUCCCAUUACAAUGAAGCUACCUACACUCACUGCCAGGUGCGUAACUACCUCCCGUCUAUCAGCGCUGCUAUUAGCCUGACGCCGGAACGCUACAUCUGGCGUUUCUGCAUAGGUCUGCACUCUGCACCACGGUUCCUGGUAGCGGCCGCCUACUUCAGCUAUUACCGCCGGCGCUUCGCCAAACAGCUUGUGGAGCUGCUAGUCAGUGUCCUCACCCUUCUUACCUCACUGAGCGAGAACAUUGGCCUACUGCUUCUCACUUACGUCUCCUCCACCGAGACUUACAAAAUCCACAAAUAUGGUUUCAUCGCCUUCAUCGCCAGCUCUCUCCUGCACAUGCUCUGUGCCUGCCGGCUGUGGUACAUCAUCAAGAGACAUUCUCUCAGUCCUGAGGAGAUGACAUCAUAUCGCUACAAACUCCGCCUCUUCCUCUUUAACAUCAGUUCCUGUGCAGUUGCUGGCUACUUCUUCCGACGGCACAAUAAGUACUGUGAACCAGGAAUCUACACACUCUUUGCUUUGUGUGAGUACUUGGUGGUACUCUCAAACAUGGCUUUCCACAUGACAGCCUACUGGGACUUUGGAAGCAAAGACGUGAUGGUGGCCACGCCCCCAGAGGGCAAGCGCUUCUGACCCCCGCCCCCCCAGCGCUGGUCGGAAUGGUGAAAGCGAAUGCCACGGAUGCCUGGCUUUGACGUCGUUGUGGGAACCACAGAAGGAUGACAGAUGGGUGCAGGGGUCUGACGCCAAUUGAAGGCCACUGAUU